Messenger RNA from Melitaea cinxia (Glanville fritillary), 1214 nucleotides. Its product is annotated as aldo-keto reductase AKR2E4-like. Gene Ontology annotation, molecular function: aldose reductase (NADPH) activity. Bases 65 to 1042 code for a protein of 325 amino acids. The record is from RefSeq and is a predicted model, not a curated record. Gene Ontology annotation, cellular component: cytosol. The transcript is spliced from 8 exons. NCBI's taxonomy places the organism in Eukaryota, Metazoa, Arthropoda, Insecta, Lepidoptera, Nymphalidae.
AUAUAAAUGUGUGUACAUCUGAGAUGCUAGUAGUCAGUGUGGUAGGAACGUUAGAUCGAUCAACAUGCGGGUUAUAAGUUUCAUUUUGACGACAUGUGUAUCUUUGGCGGUCGCUAGCAAGUCACCAUGUAUAGAAUUAAAUGAUGGAAACAAGAUGCCAAUCGUUGCCCUGGGCACCGGCCGAGGAACCGCCAGCGAGAAUGCAAAUGUAGAUGAAGUUCGUCAUGCUGUCUACUGGGCCAUCGAGGCUGGGUACAGGCACAUCGAUACAGCUGCUAUAUACUUCGACGAGACUCAAGUUGGACAGGGAAUCGCUGAUGCCAUCGCUAACAACCUGGUUACUAGGGAAGAACUAUUUAUAACGACCAAGCUAUGGAAUGACAAACACCACAGAGAACAAGUGGUACCAGCACUAAAAGAGUCUCUUCAAAAACUUGGUCUAGACUACGUUGAUCUUUAUUUGAUACAUUUCCCUAUUGCUGUAAAGGCUGAUGGUAGUCCUGAUGACGUUGACUAUUUGGAAACUUGGCAAGGAAUGGAAGAAGCUCGAGAACUAGGUUUGACCAGGUCUAUUGGGGUGUCUAACUUUAACGCAUCUCAAGUUGAUCGAGUAAUCGCACACUCAAAAGUUUGUCCAGUUGUCAACCAAAUUGAGGUAAAUCCGACUAAUACUCAAGAAGAGUUAGUAGCUCACUGCCAAGAGAGAGGAGUUGCAGUAAUGGCGUACAGUCCUUUCGGAUUCCUCGUCUCCAGGAAUAAGCCUAAUGCUCCACCACCACGAGCUGAUGAUCCUGUGCUCGUUGAAAUGGCUAAAAAGUACAAGAAGACUACGAGUCAAAUAGUCUUGAGAUAUUUGAUUGAUCGUGGACUAGUUCCUGUCCCAAAAUCCGCUAACAAGAAUAGGAUAGUUCAAAAUAUUGAUUUAUUCGAUUUCAGUUUGACUCCAGAAGAAGUUCAACAGAUCAACAAAUUCAACAAAAAUGUGCGUGUCAUUCAUCCCGUACACUUAAAAGACUAUCCCAAUUAUCCCUUUUGGGAGUAAUAUAUCAGUUUAUAUGUAAUAAUCAAUCGAGUUCGCACCGGUCAUUCUACGUGUUAUCUCCAUCCUACACGUCAUUGGCAAAAUUCACGGUGCUGUUUCAAGUUUCAGUAUUACUCAUAUUAUUAUCCAUACAUACAUCACUCGAUUGGAAAUAAUAAAAAACGGAAUAAAA